Molecule: messenger RNA, 2343 nt
Organism: Episyrphus balteatus (marmalade hoverfly)
Lineage: Eukaryota; Metazoa; Arthropoda; Insecta; Diptera; Syrphidae
Gene: Lim1
Product: LIM/homeobox protein Lhx1
Exons: 7
Coding region: 655-2070 (471 amino acids)
Biological process (GO): neuron differentiation; regulation of transcription by RNA polymerase II
Cellular component (GO): nucleus
Molecular function (GO): RNA polymerase II transcription regulatory region sequence-specific DNA binding; DNA-binding transcription factor activity, RNA polymerase II-specific
Source: RefSeq, a predicted model, not a curated record
CCAGUCAAUAGUCAUUGCUUGUCGUUUGACGUUUGUGGUGUGUGGCGAGAAAGUUUUAUACGUCGCUGUUGUCGUCGUCGUUGCUUCGAUUUAUUUUUGUUCUUCUCUACUCUACUCGUACGAAGAAUAAUAUUCGCGUAUCGUCGUUUGUUUGAUCACAUUGUUGAUGAUUUCGAAUCACGCAUUUCGGCGAGUUUUAUAACAUUACGUAAAAGCUAUACUUCGUCGGACUGUCAAAAAAAAUAUCGGAUUACAUACAAAAUAAAGAAAUUUUAGUGAGUGAGGUGAAUUAUAAUUAUAGAUAUUAUUCUAUUCCACCAUACCUAUGCCCACAUAACACCUUAAAGAAGCAUAAAAGGAUUAAGUUUUUUUUUUUUUUAUUUUUAACCUGGAACGUAUAAUUAUUCGCAAAUAUAGCGAUAAGUUCCAAAACAGUGCGAAUCCUACUACGAGUGAAACAACAUAAUUAAUUGAUAUAAUUUAUAUACCUACGAGUGUGGUGUAUAAUAGAUCAAGCAAAACAAGUGUUUACACGUGAUUUUCAAAAUUCUCACCGAAGUAUCUAAAGCGCCCCUUGGGGCUGUCGCACUGGCGUCCUAUUUGGGGGACGGUUAUUCCGCCCUCGGUGCACGAGCUCCACCGGUAAAGGAUCUAAUGGCUUUCGGAUCGGUUUUACAACAUAACCAACACAAUAUAGGUCGAGGGGAACCUCCCGUUGGAGUUGGUGAUCCUUGUGCGGGCUGUAAUAAACCAAUUUUAGAUAAAUUUUUAUUAAAUGUCCUCGAAAGGGGAUGGCAUGCAUCAUGUGUGCGCUGCUGUGAAUGCCUUCAACCGCUUACGGAUAAAUGUUUUAGUAGAGAAUCUAAGUUAUAUUGUAGGAAUGAUUUUUUUAGUAUAUUUAAUUGUUCUAGGCGAUAUGGAACAAAAUGUAGCGGCUGCGGACAAGGUAUAGCACCAUCAGAUUUAGUGAGAAAGCCUCGUGAUAAAGUCUUUCAUUUAAAUUGCUUUACCUGCUGUAUAUGUAGAAAACAACUGAGCACGGGGGAACAACUAUACGUAUUAGAUGACAAUAAAUUUAUCUGCAAGGAUGAUUAUCUGUUAGGUAAAGCUCCCGGCCAUCAUUCGUUAAGUGAUUCAUUAAUGGGAUCAGCGAGCGAGGACGAAGACGAUGAUGAGCCACAUUUAAGAGGACCACCACUUGGAUUGGGUGGCAUGGGACCAAAUGGUCCCGACUCAGCAGGUGGACAACUCGGCGCAUCAGAUAUCUCAGUGCAAAGUAUGAGCACGGACAGUAAAAAUACGCACGACGAUUCUGAUCAGGGAUCUUUAGAUGGCGACCCAGAUGGACGAGGUGAUUCACAAGCGGAAAAUAAAAGUCCCGAUGAUGGUGCGAAUGGUUCAAAGCGUAGAGGCCCGCGUACAACUAUCAAAGCGAAACAGCUGGAGGUACUGAAAACGGCAUUCAAUCAAACGCCGAAACCAACGAGGCAUAUUAGGGAACAACUGGCGAAAGAAACUGGAUUACCUAUGCGGGUGAUACAGGUUUGGUUCCAAAAUAAACGAUCAAAAGAACGUCGAAUGAAACAAAUCACUAGCAUGGGUCGACCGCCAUUCUUUGGUGGAGCGAGAAAAAUGCGCGGUUUCCCAAUGAAUUUAUCACCAGGCGGUAUGGAUGAUGGACCUCCGGGUUUCCCUUAUUUCAGUGCCGAUGGUAAAUUUGAAUUUGGUUAUGGUGGACCACCAUUUCAUCCGCAUGAUGGACCAUUUUUUCCGGGACACCCUGGCGGACCAAUGCCAUUUAAUACACCAGGUGGACCAAUGGAUCAUUCCGGACCAAUACCCAUGGUUAGUGAAUUCGGUCUAACACCUGAAUCAAAUUUCCUAAAUCAAGCCGGCCCACAAUCAAUGAACAUGGCUAGUGCGGGUGGCCCACCACCAGAUCAUAUAAUGGGCAAUGGUGGUGGAGGCGGUGGCAUAGGUGGCGGACCCCGAAGCGGAUCACCUGAAUUUAUGACAUCUGGCAAUUUCUCUGAACCGCAAAAUAUGUUAAAUGAAGGUGUGGUUUGGUAAUAUAGAAAAGCUUUUGCGAAUUCUCUGCUUUUGCUUAAGUCUCUAAUGCAAUGAAAAUAAAAUAAUUUAAAAAAAAAUUUAUAAAAUUUAAUUUAAAAUUCCGCUUUUAAAGAAAAUAUAAAAAGAAAAUACAAAAAAACGCAGAGAAUUAUCGCAAAAUAAAAAAAAACUAAAAACUAUUAAAACAAAACAAUAAUUAAAAAUGAUGUAAAUCUUUAAUCAAGAAUAAAUAUUUUAAAAUCCCAUGAUGUGUAUAUUUUUUAUUUAUUUAAU